Trametes versicolor FP-101664 SS1 is the source of this 1115-nucleotide messenger RNA. RefSeq names its product NIPSNAP-domain-containing protein. The transcript is spliced from 9 exons. The record is from RefSeq and is a predicted model, not a curated record. Bases 127 to 933 code for a protein of 268 amino acids. Gene Ontology annotation, cellular component: mitochondrion. NCBI's taxonomy places the organism in Eukaryota, Fungi, Basidiomycota, Agaricomycetes, Polyporales, Polyporaceae.
CCGCGACCUCCGCACCCUCUCUAACGCACCCAUCUCCUGCACUUACGCGUCGACGACCAGUUCUCUGACGACUCGACCUCUCGCGCAAAGCUACACGCUCUUUCGAUCCUCCAACGUUACGCGACAAUGUUGGCCCGUCUCAGCACCCAGGCGGUCAGGCGGAACCCUGCGGCGUUAGUGCAAGCGCGCCGUGGAAUCUCGGUGCAGUCUCUACUGCAUGGAUCUCCGGAAGCGAAACAAGAGGGUGACGUGCAAAUUCAGCAGCAUGGCAGGCUCGUAGCGCGUGGCAAGUACAUUCAUGGCUUCGAAGUGCACAAGGUCAAGCCCGCGGCGGUGGAAGAGUACAAGAAGGCCGCAGAGGCGUAUUACACGGCGAUCAAGGAGGACCCGGACUUGCACGUUAAGCUUACCGGUAGCUGGGAGGCCGUGGUCGGCGAGCAGGACACGUUCUACCACAUUUUAGAGUAUGAGAACUACUCUGGUUACGAUAAGACAACCCAGAAGAUUAAAGCCUCCGAGCAUCUCAAGACCUACAGCCAGUUGAUUCCCCACCUGACGGGUCGGUCUCAGCAACUCUGCCAAGAGUUCGCUUUCUUCCCGACAACUCCUCCUCGGACUGAAGGAGGUGUCUUCGAGCUUCGUACCUACCAGCUUCAUCCCGGAGCUCUGUUGCAGUGGGAGCACGCUUGGCGGAAGGGCAUCGAAGCCCGCAGGAAGUUCGUUGAGCCCGUCGGGGCAUGGUUUUCGCAAGUGGGUCGGCUGCACCAGGUCCACCACAUGUGGCAAUACCCGGACCUGCAAACUCGCAAGGAAACGCGCGAGAAGGCCUGGCAACUCGACGGAUGGUCAGAGACCGUGUCGAAGACUGCUGAGUACUCGAUGCUGAUGGAUUCCGUCGUCCUGGAGCCCCUUGCAUACAGCCCUCUCAAGUAAGGCGCAAGGACAACGCUUGUAUGAAGCGGAGGCCAGUUGGUUGCACCAUGUGGGUGCCGGGUAUGGUUUGCGGGUCGGGUCGGAUGACGAUCAUUUUGGACGGUGCUUGUAUAUUUAUCUCCCCUGGAAUAGGCAUAGUUGCAUACCUUGCGUAAUUCCAUCGUACGCAUUUUGACAGCGAC